Molecule: messenger RNA, 4078 nt
Organism: Sycon ciliatum
Lineage: Eukaryota; Metazoa; Porifera; Calcarea; Leucosolenida; Sycettidae
Exons: 6
Coding region: 230-3469 (1079 amino acids)
Source: RefSeq, a predicted model, not a curated record
UUACUAGCUGCCCGCUACGUCAUCUCGGAUUCUAGCAGUAGUAUAGUACCUCCGAAUCCCAGGCACUCGGACUCGGAGCCAGCCAACCAGGACGUAUCGUAAAGGAGCGGGCGUAUUUCCUCGAAAGACGAGUCUCUCGACCAACAGCUCUCUGACAUGACAGCAAAGGAAGAGUGACGUCUUCACAGAACUUCUGCCUGACCUGGUUUCCACGCUAACUCCAGGUGCUAUGCGUCGCCAGUGUGGGGCUAAGAAGCUGAUUAAGGAGGAACAGCGUCAGCUAUUUGCAUCAUACAUUGGCCCUGCAGCGCAGAAUGACGCAUUGCUCGAUGCACUACGCCUGGGUGAUGACGAAUCCUUCCACACCUUCCUUGAAUGCAUCCGUAAAGUCGAGCCACCAGCCAGCGCGAGAUGGUUAUUGGCCAAGCUGGAACGCGUCGACAAAUUCCGCAGCACUGCUGAGGCCGAAUUAGCAUCUGCGGGAGCAUCCGCUGCUGAUCCAGUGGCAAAACGAGGUGCGGGUCUGUCCAACAACGCCAUGCAUGAAGCUACAAAUAUGACACUAAGCAGCGGUUUGACCAGAGUACGCCGUAUCCGCAUCAGCCUCUGUGGUCAGUUUGGAACCGGCAAGACGAGCCUGGUGGAUUCGCUCAAGAACAAACAGUUCGUGGACAAGAGGGCAAGUACACCGGCACUUGCUGUUGAUCAUGGCAAUGUGCUCCACGGAUCAGGAAACCUGACGGAUUGGAAGUUCAAUGCUGCAUUCCUCUAUACUCCGGACAUCCUUGUCCAGGCUAAAGAUCUUGAGAAGAAACACCAGCAACGGGAACAAGAAGCGGCAAUCCCGAAAAUCCCGAAGCGAGCUGGGUCUACAGGCCUCCAGCAUACGGGAACAGCGACGCAAGAGGCAGCAUCGCCAGCAGAACACUCACCACGUCCAAGAGCAGCAGCACCCCAUCGUACUGCCCGAACACCGGCAAACGCGGAGGGGAGCUCUGCAUCGUCAGGACACAAGCAGGCGUCCAAGCAAACGUUAAAACUUGGCAAAGGUCCAGAAGCAGCACCCAGCUCAGCUGAAUUGACACAGAGCCUCAUCGAUGUCAUCUUGGAGAACCAAGAGCUGAUGCGAGACAUUGGAGAAGAAGAAGUGGUGGUGUCCAUUUGGGAUUGCGGCGGCCAAUCAAUCUUCUCAAGCCUGCAGCAUUUCCUAAUGGGUAAAGAUUACGUCAUCUAUAUUCUCUGUUUCAACGCCUCAGAAAACGUCCAGCUCACCAAACAGCAGAACUACUGGAAGUGGUCAGGGAGUACACUGUCUGAAAUGACUCUGGACGUACCGGAGGAGCUGGAGAACAUCGACCACAUUCGGCACUGGCUAACAGCCAUCCACUUUGCCAGCAACCCAGGCAAGGCUGUGGAAAGCGAGGCGUUUGACUACCCGCCUGUGAUAUUGGUGGGGAACUUUGCCGGCAAGCUGUCGACAGAUAGGACACUUUCGGAGCACAAGGUUGAUAUCCUCAAGAAGCUGGGAAAGCUCUGCCGCCGGUCACCAACUUUCCAGGGUAUGCUCGAGAGCGAUGACAUUGAUCCCGCAGGGUUGUUCCUUGUGGACAACCACGAGUCCGGAGCUUCUCAAGAAGUUCAAGGAAUCCGAAAGAAGCUACAGGAUGCUGUUUCAUCGGUGCUGGCAAACAAGGAGAUUCCGACGGAAUGGGUUCGCUUUGAGAUGAUAAUGGAGUAUCUGAAGAAACAACCCACCCACACUGGCUACAAAACACGAGACUCGAUGAAGACACUGGUGGAGAAGGCCUGCAAUAUCCGCGACGACUCCGGCAUGGACGGCACACUAUCCGAAUUCGAGCGUCUUCUUCGGUUCUACAACGACCUACGUGUCAUCAUCUAUCGGCCGGCAAACAAGAACUCGCCGCAGCCUGAUGACAUCAUCUUCCACAACACACAGUGGCUCAUCAGGCAGAUCAACGUCCUCGUCUUUGGCCAUAUGUACCCGGUUGAACCUGGCGGAGGUGAUGGCAGGACGGCAAAGGAAGCAGGGGCAGCAGAAACGGAGUGGCGUGACUAUCUGUGGAAAGAGGGUAUAGCACGCCGGCAACUAAUGGAGAGUGCCUGGAAAGCAGUCAAAAGAGAGGUUCGUAACAAGAUGAUGGAUGUGAUGGUCGACUGGGAUUUUCUGUACAAAUUCGGAGAUGCCUCGCAUGCAAAGUACUUCAUCCCAUCAGCUCUUCAACGUCGACCGCCGAAAAAAAUCGAGGAGGCCCUGCGCAGCUUCCAGCAGGACAAUGAGCCAAACGACGUCUGCUUCUCCACAGCUGACACACCGUUACUGAUCAUGGUUCAGCCACCAGGCAAGCCUGAUGAACACGUCCUGAGCUACAAGUAUCCCAACGCGGACACACCGAUGCCACACAGCUCCUACUUCAAGCUACUUGUACGGCUCAUGAGAAAGUGGGAGGUUACAAAUACCGACCGGAGUCACUGUGAGCUCACCUACAACACAGCCAGGUUUCGGCUGUGGCUGCCGGAGCAGCUCCGUGACCAGUUCCCAGGCAAGGUGGAAAUCUUCUUGGCUCACUACGACUCGUCAGGUGCCCUGCUGGUCAGCAUCAACUUCCGGUGCUCGCCUGACUGUGCUGCUAGCGCCUCUAACUGGCUGCGUCCGAUCUCAUCGAUAUGCCAGCAUAUUCGCAAGGAUAUCAUGGAGGAGUUGGGUAAGCUGGAGAACCCGAAACUGGACGAAUCGGUCAUGUUCAGUUUACCACUACCGCCAGUAUGCGCAUGCAAAGCACAGGAGUGGAAGGACUACAGCAGCGAAAGCCGGGACCUCGGAUACGCACCGUGGCGCGUACGCUACAGCGAAUCCGGUACUCAUCACGAUCCGUACUGUGCCGGGUGCAAGUCGCACUACAGCAUACCCAACAACUCAAACUGCUGGUUCAAAGCUAGUAGUAGCUUCCAGCUCGAAGGACAGCAGAAUGCUGUAGCGAGGAAGCAAGUGGCAAUCUGGAAGAAGAAAGCGGAGAUUGCCAAUGAUCAGUCACUUCCUACGGAGGUGAAGAAGUUCCUUGCUGACCGUGCGGACAAGUGUCUGUGUAUGCUGGCUGGAAGCAGAGAUACACUUGCCGUGGCAUCAUCGUCGUUCGGCACUAUCGAGCUGGCUGUGGGUCUGGCCGAGUUAUGGAUGCUGUGCUGCCAGUAUGUCGGUGCUGGGCAUUCGGAUGUGAUCCUGCGUGUUGCUCGGAUGUGCGACACUUUGCAGAGCGAAGAUGAGCUUGUUCAUGUUCUAAGUCACUUCUGUCAGGAGAAACAGUGUGGCGGUUCUGAGCAGACAUUGAAGGUUUCCAUCAUGUCACCUCUUGUCGCAAGGAAAAGAUGCCAGCAGUACCCGCGUCCGUUGUGGUGCUUCUUGCUGCUCAAGCACUUCUUUUAUCAUCAAGAAGAAGGGCAUAGAUGUUAGCAAUCAAAUCGGUGAUUUGCCAGCUAUCGACUCGAGCCUAGCGAGCUGGAGCUGGAUUGCUCCUGCGGUUUCUCCUCCUGCCAGUGUCCAGGCCACAUUGCCUGCUCCUGCCAGAGUCCCGGCCUUGCUACCUGCUGCAUCAGGCAUGGAUAUGCCACCAACUAGCAGGGGCAUGUGAGCUAUUGCCGGCAGUUUGACCGCGAUCUCGUCUGUCUCUGUCUGUUGACAGAUGCAGUAUUAUUAUUAUUAUUAUUCCCUCAAAUGAUGAAGUAGGUUAUUCGUGCGUGGAACACACGCUUCCUGCCGAACUUGACACUAAGUUCCCUCAAAUGAUGAAUGUUUUUAAUCAAUCGUGACUUGAUAGUUUUGAUUGCACUACAGCAAUGCCAUGGUGGCAGCAAUUCAAGAAUAAUUUCUUCUUGAUGACAUUGGUGUUGUUUCCCAGCGCAAACAUACAGCAAUUUUGGCAUUAUAAUUCAACCCUUUUAUGAAUUAUCCCCAGACUUUUUUCCGUUUUAAAUACCCUUGACAAAUGAAUAUUUUUUAAUCAAUACUUUGAAUUCCUUGACUGUCGUGCAUUUCAAUAUCAAGAAUUCACGUGACAUACCA